ACCUGGCAACCCUGCCCUCACCUAAAACACCUGUCUCCCACCUGUGUUAGCCCCGCUGCUGCAGGCUCAGGGUGGAUGAUCCGCCUCAUAUUGAAUCAUACUAAACACCAGUAACAGUUGCAGUGGCCUACUGACCGGCUGACAUGUCGAGGAACGGGUUAGUGCCCAGUAUCCAGAGGUUGAUGGCCGUCGAGGAGCGGCUGAGGAGGAGCACCCGCACCCCGAGUCCCUUUGAACAGCUAAGUCAGCAGAUGGACGACAUCUUGGGAGAUGGAGGGAUCCUGAAAGGCGUGGUCCAGCCUGGAGAGGGCCCGCCUAUAUCCCACAAUGCUUCAGUAUUGAUGCAUUAUUCUGGUUUCCUGGAAUAUUCCGACCGACCUUUUGAAACCAGCACACACUUAAAACAUCCGCCGAUGAUGAAAUUAGGGAAAGAUGUGACGCUGGCCGGACUGGAGAUGGGUCUGCUCACCAUGAAGAAGGGAGAGUUCUCUCGUUUCCUCUUCCAACCCAAGUAUGCGUACGGGGACAUGGGUUGUCCCCCGACCAUUCCUGCUGCCGCCAUGAUUCUGUACGAGGUUCAGAUCCUUGACUUCCUCGACUCGGGUCAAGUGGACGAGUUUGUCGCACUGAGUCGGGAGGAGCAGAACGCCGUUCCUCUUCCCAGACUUCUGGAGGUUGUAAACACAGUACAAAUCUUUGGCAACCGCUGCUUCAACCAGAGGCGUUACCAUAUCGCCAAAGAUCGCUAUAAAGAGGCCAUGGCGCUGCUGGUAAGCAGAGAAUCACACACUGAUGCAGAAAAGGAGAAGAUCAACGCAGCCCUGCUUCCUCUCUAUCUGAACCUCUCUGUCACCCAGCUGCAUCUGGAGAACCCACACAAGGCGCUGAAGUACGGCAACAAAGCCUUGGAGAUCGACUCAGCCAACACCAAGGCUCUGUACCGCUGUGGAAAGGCGUACCUGGAGCUGGGUGAGUACGAGAGCGCCCAGGGUUGCCUCAUAAGUGCUCAGGCAAAGAAGCCCUUUGACGGUGACAUCAACAACCUCCUGAGGGAAGUGACAAUAUGCUUUAAAGACACCUUGGACAAGCAGAAAGACAUGUACACCAAGAUGUGCAGGGACUUCAGGGGAGAGUGCAAGUGAAGAUGUAAAAGAUGACAAAGGGCUUGAAGGUUCAGUCGCACAUCUUUCUCACUGGUUUAAAUAAUUCUGUUCCAACGUUUCUGUUUUUCCAUAUGUUAUGGAACUAGUAAUAUUGUAUAUAUAUUUAUUUGCAAUUUCGUUGAAAGGAAUUUAUUAUUUAUAAUUCAGUAAAGUGUUUGGCCUCUACAGUGUUUAUUUCUGUUAGGUUGUUUUGGCAGAAUUAGCCUAAAUCUUAUGGCAAGUAGAACGCUUCCAUGAACAACCUUGAGUGGCUGUAUUUUCUAUGAAGCUGCCACACAUGUAUUUCUCAAUACUGUUUGUACAAGAGUGUCAAAUAUAUCCCUGGGUUCUGCUCACUUUUGAGUUGCUUAAGAUGACAAAUAAAAACAAUUCACUUCUGAUA
This is a messenger RNA of Platichthys flesus (European flounder), 1545 nucleotides long. It is a transcript of the gene fkbp6, whose product is annotated as FKBP prolyl isomerase 6. The record is from RefSeq and is a predicted model, not a curated record. The transcript has 9 exons. Gene Ontology annotation, molecular function: protein binding; peptidyl-prolyl cis-trans isomerase activity. NCBI's taxonomy places the organism in Eukaryota, Metazoa, Chordata, Actinopteri, Pleuronectiformes, Pleuronectidae. Bases 144 to 1142 code for a protein of 332 amino acids.